AUGAGAGGACGCUCGAUAAACUUGCGACUGAUCCUCGUUUCCGGGAAGACGAAGGAGUUCAUCUUCAGCCCCGUGGACUCGGCUGGCGACAUCGCUGUGCACGUUUAUGACAAUUGGCCGGAAGCUGACUGGGCGUCGGAGUGCGUGUCCCGGGCUGAGAUCCUGCGGCUCAUCUACCAGGGCCGCUUCCUCCACAGUUCAGUGACCCUGGGCGCAUUAGGCCUGCCCCUGGGCCGCACCACGGUCAUGCACCUGGUGCCACGCGAACACCUGCCCGAGCCCAACUCACACGAUCAACGACAAAAGAGCAAAGGCGGCUCCAGCAGUUGUUGCUCCGCGUCCUGCUGCAUAUUG
Molecule: messenger RNA, 354 nt
Organism: Iphiclides podalirius (scarce swallowtail)
Lineage: Eukaryota; Metazoa; Arthropoda; Insecta; Lepidoptera; Papilionidae
Source: the annotation of a GenBank genome assembly